AUGGAUGCUGAUUUUGCUCUUCUUCUGAAGAGAACUCGAGGUUUUGAGAUAAGACCGGUUCGAGGAGAUGGCUCAUGCAUGUUUCGCGCUGUGGCUGACCAACUUUAUGCUGAUCAGGAGAUGCAUGGAGAAGUGAGAAGACUCUGUAUGGAUUAUAUGGUAGGUCUAAUGUUCACUGCCUUUUGCUUACGGUACGAUUAUCUUGUCAUUCAGGCUCGUAACCGUGACCACUUUGCUCCAUUUGUUGCUGAAGAUUUUUCAUCUUAUAUUGCUCGUAAACGAAGACCAGGUCAACAUGGAAACCAUGUCGAGUUACAAGCAAUUUCCGAGAUGUUUGCUCGUCCUAUCGAAAUCUAUGAAUACAGUGAAAACCCUCGAAACAUCUUCUACCCUACAAUAAAUAGGCUGGAAGUGCUUGUGCCCAUCCGCCUUAGUUAUCAUGGUUCAUCUCACUACAACUCUGUUGUGGAUCCAUUUGCACCGGCAGUUGGAGUAGGCUUGGGACUUCCUGGCUAUGUUGCCACUGGACCGAACAACUUGCGUCAGGCUGUCAAAGAAAGCAGUGACCGAAGUGUAGAGCAAGCGAUAGUGCAAAACCAACUCCAACAAACAGAUGUUGAACGAACGGAAAGAGAAAUCAGUGAACAGGUAAACCUGUUCAUAUCAAUGAUUUAAGC
Molecule: messenger RNA, 677 nt
Organism: Strongylus vulgaris
Lineage: Eukaryota; Metazoa; Nematoda; Chromadorea; Rhabditida; Strongylidae
Source: the annotation of a GenBank genome assembly